GAAAGUAAAGAAAAAAAAUCUGGUCAUCAGGAAACACAUACCAACAGCUUCAGGUCAGCCCUACACGUAGCCGUUGAUGGGCUGUUUCAGUGCGCGUCCACGCCUCAGGUCUGGAGAUGUCGGUGCCGUCUCCGCGCUCCCGCUGGCGGAAAGAAACCCGUUCUGAAGCUGGAGUGGACAAAAAGGACAAAAUGUUUAGAUGAACAGCCAUCUGUAAUUUGAGCUCGGACAAUCAGUCGACCCCUGAUUGGUCUCUUUUUCCUCCUGAGGAGUUGCUGCCAUCAGCCACUUGUGGGAGACAGAAUCACCAUGGAGACGGUGGUGAUCGUGGCUAUUGGGGUGUUGGCCACCAUUUUCCUGGCCUCCUUCAUUGCCCUGGUGAUGGUGUGUAGACACCGCUACUGCCACCCUCAUGACCUGCUGCACCACUUCGACUCCAAACCCACAGUGGAUCUGAUUGGAGCCAUGGAAACCCAGAGUGAACAGUCAGAGCUGGAGCUGGAUGAUGUGGUCAUUACUAACCCUCACAUUGAAGCCAUCCUGGAGAAUGAGGACUGGAUAGAAGAUGCCUCUGGUUUGGUGUCUCACUGCAUCUCUAUCCUGAAGAUUUGCCAUACUUUGACUGAAAAGCUGGUUGCCAUGACGAUGGGCUCAGGAGCAAAAGUCAAAGCACCGGCCAGCUUAAGUGACAUCAUCACAGUGGCCAAGCGCAUCAGCCCGAGGGUGGACGAUGUGGUUAGAUCCAUGUACCCUCCUCUGGAUCCAAUCCUCCUGGACGCCAGGGCCACUGCUCUGCUCCUUUCAGUCAGCCACCUGGUGCUGGUAACCCGCAACGCCUGUCACAUGUCCGGCAGCAUGGACUGGAUCGACCAGUCGCUCCAUGCUGCAGAAGAUCACAUGGUGGUUUUACGCGAAGCGGCGCUGGCCUCUGAACCAGAACGAAGCAUACCUGGAGCUGAUGGUCAGAGAGAACAGGCCAUUUAAAGCAAAACAGACAGCUACAGCAGUGAAUUUGAAAAUUCUAUAGGCAACUUUUCAAGUUUUACAUUCAGUUUACAAUAAUAACCUUCCUGAGCAGUGAACAGGCUCUGCUGACAGAAGCCAAGACUUGACAGUGUCUCUUAUUUUCACAUCUCACAUUAAGAAGACAGCAAGCUAUAUAUGCACCCAGAAGUACAGCCGACUACCUUGCACACUACAGCUAUGUAGUAAUAUUUGUAAAAUAGAUGUCUUACAUUUACAUAAAGUGUUUUUUGUAUGUAGUUUUAUGCAGAUAGUUUAUAAGCUAAAGGUAUUUAGAAACAUUUCCCCAAGUCUGCCAUUACCUAGUGGUGGGCCUAAAUCCAAUCUAACCAGCACUGCACAGUCACAAGGAGGCUUUAGUCAGCUAAUCCAUUUUGAGGAAAAUAACAUCCAUUAGCCAGUGAACCAGAAGGUGCUCCUACUUAGUGGACCAAUACAAGACUAGCAUGUCUUAUUUACAAUAAUCGAGGUCAAUGUGACCUCAGGAUGCUGGGAAAACAUCCCUUUGAUACUCUCAUAUUGGUAGAAAUCUUUAGAAGACAAUAAGGUACUUUUGAUCAUAUUAGCAUUUGAUUUUUUAUUUAUUCCCUCCCACCCCACCAUUUUAACCAAUUGAGCAGUGCCAUUUAGAAAACAUGGUGUUUUUCUUUUGAAGGUUUCAGCCACCCAGCAGCAUGUUUUAGACAUGGCAUUGUUGGUAAAAAGCUUAACACCCAUAUCUUCAUAUUUAAUUGAUUGACAAUUUAAAAAAUUGGGCUAAUAUUUGUAAUUCCCAGUCAAUUAAUCUUAAACAAUUUGAUAACCUUUAGAAUUUUCACCAUCUCCAUGAAGUUCAAAAAUGGUCUCAACAACUUGGACUUCCAUGAAAUUGGUACCAAUGUUCAUAUUUACAAAAGUACACAAACAUGAAAAGUUUAUAAAGUUUUGAUGAAUUAACUAAUUACCAAUGUUGUCAAUAUGUAAUUUACUUGCUUUAUAAACCAUUGAAAUAAACACGAACUAUGUUUCCUAUUUAGUGCUAUUUGGCAAAUAUUUGACCUGCUAAAUAUUAGUAUGGACAUUGUGGGAAUGUUAGCAUGCUAAUGUUAGCAUAUGUCUUGUGUGGCUGCUCUUGUUUCUUCUGUAAAAUUUCAAAACAGUCAUUACUAGAAAAGCAGGUUGAAAAACAUGAGGAAAAAUUGUGAAGAUUGUCAUUAAAUUAAGCUGUAGCUGCUGUUUUGUCUCUUUACCAUAAAUAAGGAAAUACCUUGUAGCUUCAUUGGAUAAGUGAGUAUUACUUUUACCUAUUAAGUUUUGAUGCAGUAUUCUGAGCCUGUCUGUUUAUUGAUGUUUUAUGUUGUUUUGAGAAGUGCGUUGAUUGAGGUGAGGCAGAAUUAGCGUGUUGUUUUGGAGUUGCUGGGAUGUUAUUAGAGCAUGUCUACCAGCUCAUUCAUGCAUAGCUAAUUGAGAAUCCCUAAGGAGUCCAAAUAAGGCAACACCCACAGACACUGCAUACUGGCCUCGACUACCGUACACAUGGCACAAAGCUUAGUGCAAACAAGCCUGACAGACAAAUUGACAUGUGUGCAAUGGAUGACACGACAUUGUAAAAUAGACAUUUUGAUGACAAUCAUGAAGUAAGAAAGAAAAUUAGCCGUUUGGUUGGUCAGAUCUUAGCAAACUUGCAACUCUGAGCACAAACAAGAUGUCAAUCAAGGAGAAAAUCAUUUAAAAACUUAGCCUUCUGUUUUUGUCUUGUUUACAUCGUUUAUUAGCACUGAUGUUCUCUUUAAGCACCCAUUUUUCUUUCUUUUACAAUGUUUUGUUAAUGUUAUGUUUUCACUUACAUCUUUUUCUUUCACUGACUUGUACAGACACAAUUAUGUCUCAUAGGAAAAUGUCUUUGUGUAUUUGCAUUAAACCAUGUUCCAAAGAGAAUUCCAUGUCCAAUAAAAAGUUCACACACUCAUA
Molecule: messenger RNA, 2973 nt
Organism: Melanotaenia boesemani (Boeseman's rainbowfish)
Lineage: Eukaryota; Metazoa; Chordata; Actinopteri; Atheriniformes; Melanotaeniidae
Gene: tmem98
Product: transmembrane protein 98
Exons: 7
Coding region: 310-984 (224 amino acids)
Cellular component (GO): endoplasmic reticulum
Source: RefSeq, a predicted model, not a curated record